AUGCCGCCUCUGCCAGCUAAAUACCCACGACAGAUCCCUCUCGAGGUCACAGUCUAUGGCCCCCACAACGCUCUCAGAGCCGCCAACUUUGGUGCUAAGCGUCUUCUCCUCUGCCGAAAGGGCUCCUCUACGGUUGGCGGAGUGACUCCCACCCCCCAGGAGCUCCGCCAUCUCAAAAGAAAGAUUCACAUCCCAAUCAGCUGCGUCAUUCGACCCCGUGGAGCUCCUAACCCUUCUGGUCCAGGCGAGUCUCACGACUACGUUUACUCUAACAACGAACUUGUCCAGAUGAGCGAGUCUAUUCGCCAGCUCAAGGAAACAGGCGUCAUGAAUGCUAUCCGCGGAGAUUCUUUCGUGUUUGGAUGUGUUAGGCGUAGCCAUGAGGAAACAGCUGAGAACUCUCGCCACAAAAUCGUGAUUCACUCAGCAUACUGUCGCUAUCUCAUUGAAAUGGCCAAGCCAUUCGGCUGUGUCUUCAACCGUGCUUUCGACCACUUUGCUGAACGUGGAAACCCAGAAGCUGUCAUUGCAGAGCUCACCACUCUUGGCUUUGCAGGCAUCAUGACAGCGGGAGGACCAGGUUGCUUUUCCAACCACCUUGAGCGGCUAGAUGCUAUGUGCCAGCAUACCACCAACAUCCAACUCGUUGUCGCAGGGGGGGUUUGUUGCCCCGAGAUCCAGAAGCUUCGAAAGCGUGCUCACAACCAUGAUCGUCUCUCCAUUUGGAUGAACGGCGAUUGUCUUCGUCCCAGAGAUCAUGACGAUCCAGAGACUACCGAUAUGAACGGCGUCAUGUCGCUGAUUGAUCAGCUCGGCUUACAAACAACGGACUAG
Messenger RNA from Fusarium tjaetaba, 834 nucleotides. RefSeq names its product copper homeostasis. The record is from RefSeq and is a predicted model, not a curated record. The transcript has a single exon. The coding region runs from base 1 to 834 and encodes 277 amino acids. Lineage: Eukaryota; Fungi; Ascomycota; Sordariomycetes; Hypocreales; Nectriaceae. Gene Ontology annotation, molecular function: copper ion binding.